AUGUCUGACGCUACAAAAAUCACCAAGAAAAACGACGACAAAAUAAAGCAAAUGUCAGUGAUAGGCCUGUCCGUCUAUGCAGUAGUGCACUCGCAUCUCUACUGGGUCUACUCCAUCCUGUACAUUGCUUAUCAUCAAAUUACGCCGCAUAAAAAGCCUCUCAACGCUGCUAAAUGGAGGUUCCCAGAUAGCACGCAUAAGAAGAGCAAAAAGAAGCACCCACAUCAGAAACACAGCAAAAAGAAAUCACUCACCCACAAGCCAAAAGCCAUCAUUCCAUCCACAAAACCCAAAACUGCAGUGAUUGCUCUGACUACAAAAACUACACACAUCGACGAUGCCAAGCACGCACUAGUACAACAACAACAAAAGGUACCAUUGUUUCACGCUCUUCGUACAUUCCCAUCCUCCUCCAGCAAAAAUCCACUCAACAUUCAUCAGCUCAUCAAAUCCCACCGUAAAAUACCCAAACGUAGCAACAGCACUGGACAUUUGAAUGCACAUGAAGCAUUAUUGCCACCCAGCCUGGUCAACUCUGAGGAAGACACUAGCAGCGAUGAAUCCUCUAUCCACAUACAAACUCUCUCUCCCAACAAGCGAAGCCGCGCCCUAGGUCUCCUUCGAUCGACAUUCCAAAGAAGCAACAGCACAGGACACUUGAAACAAGGUCUCAAUUCUUCAUUUUCAUCACUGUCUGAAGAUGAAGAAGUGGUAAUUGAAGUUAAAAAAAGAAAACGCGACACACUAUUUGGUAUCACACGCAAAUUCUCAAGCAGGAAAAAUGUGCCUACAUUGGCCACAACAACAACAACAACAACAGCAGCAGCAGAUCAGCAUCCUAAGGAAACAUCGCCUCCAUCUGAAACAAAGAACAGCACCACCACCAGAUCAAAGCUAUUCCGCAACAUGCCUUCCUGGAAGAAGCAAUCUCAAGCAGUCGCACAAAAUCCCUAA
Messenger RNA from Mucor velutinosus, 954 nucleotides. RefSeq lists its product as uncharacterized. The record is from RefSeq and is a predicted model, not a curated record. The transcript has a single exon. Lineage: Eukaryota; Fungi; Mucoromycota; Mucoromycetes; Mucorales; Mucoraceae. Bases 1 to 954 code for a protein of 317 amino acids.